Messenger RNA from Papaver somniferum (opium poppy), 1737 nucleotides. RefSeq names its product 4-hydroxy-3-methylbut-2-enyl diphosphate reductase, chloroplastic-like. The transcript is spliced from 10 exons. Gene Ontology annotation, molecular function: metal ion binding; 4-hydroxy-3-methylbut-2-enyl diphosphate reductase activity. The record is from RefSeq and is a predicted model, not a curated record. NCBI's taxonomy places the organism in Eukaryota, Viridiplantae, Streptophyta, Magnoliopsida, Ranunculales, Papaveraceae. Bases 74 to 1456 code for a protein of 460 amino acids. Gene Ontology annotation, biological process: isopentenyl diphosphate biosynthetic process, methylerythritol phosphate pathway; dimethylallyl diphosphate biosynthetic process.
CAAUAGCAGAUGAGAAUCUAAAGGGGACAAAAUUCUCUCGAACCCUCUCAGAGAAAUCCAAAAUUUCUCACUAAUGGCCAUCGCACCACAGUUCUGUCGUCUUUCCAUCGGAAAUGGUCUCUGCUUACCAGGAACUCGUAUCGGAACUUUCAGGAAACCUUUCCCCGUUCGUUGUCACGUCAGUGAUGCUUCCUCAUCAGCUUCUUCUUCCAGUGAUUCAGACUUCGAUACUAAGGUGUUUCGUCAUAACUUGACCAGAGGCAAGAAUUACAAUCGUAAAGGUUUUGGACAUAAAGUUGAAACCCUAGAACUUAUGAAUCAAGAGUACACUAGUGAUGUUAUUAAGACUUUGAAAGAAAAUGGAUAUGAAUAUACAUGGGGAAAUGUUACCGUGAAAUUAGCGGAAUCUUAUGGAUUUUGUUGGGGAGUUGAAAGAGCUGUUCAAAUUGCUUAUGAAGCGAGAAAACAAUUUCCUGAGGAAAAGAUUUGGAUUACUAAUGAAAUUAUUCAUAAUCCUACUGUUAAUAAGAGAUUGGAGGAGAUGAAAGUUGAAUAUAUUCCUCUAGGGGAUGGGGAGAAACAAUUUGAUGUUGUUGAUAAGGGUGAUGUUGUGAUUUUGCCUGCUUUUGGAGCUGCAGUUGAUGAAAUGUUAACAUUGAGCGAGAAAAAUGUACAAAUAGUUGAUACAACUUGUCCAUGGGUGUCUAAGGUAUGGAACACUGUCGAGAAGCACAAGAAAGGAGACUACACUUCUGUCAUUCAUGGUAAAUAUGCUCAUGAGGAGACUGUUGCAACUGCAUCUUUCGCAGGGAAGUAUAUUGUCGUGAAGAGUAUGGCAGAGGCAACAUAUGUUUGUGAUUACAUCCUUGGGGGGAGCCUUGAUGGGUCUAGUUCUACGAAAGAGGCAUUUCUAGAGAAAUUCAAGUUUGCAGUUUCCAAGGGUUUUGAUCCAGAUGUUGAUCUUGUUAAAGUAGGCAUUGCUAAUCAGACUACAAUGCUGAAGGGAGAAACUGAAGAGAUUGGGAAAUUGUGUGAGAGAACGAUGAUGCGCAAGUAUGGAGUAGAAAAUGUUAAUGAUCAUUUCAUAAGCUUCAAUACAAUUUGUGACGCCACUCAAGAACGCCAAGAUGCCAUGUAUAAGCUGGUGGAGGAAAAGGUUGACCUCAUCUUGGUAAUUGGAGGAUGGAACUCAAGUAAUACAUCCCAUCUACAAGAGAUUGCCGAGCUCCGUGGGAUCCCUUCUUACUGGAUAGACAGUGAGCAGAGAAUAGGACCAGGAAAUAAAAUUAGCUUUAAAUUGCUUCACGGUGAGUUGGUUGAGAAAGAAAACUGGUUACCGGAGGGUCCUGUUACCAUAGGUGUAACUUCAGGUGCUUCCACCCCGGAUAAGGUGGUUGAAGAUGCACUGAUCAAGGUAUUCGACAUCAAACGUGAUGAAGCCCUGCAGCUGGCGUAAGGAUUGUUGUACCCUUGCGAACUUCCACAGAAAAUGUAUUGUGUAUGUUGGCAAAAGAAAGUAUAGUUAUAAGAUAUAUAUAUGACUCGUCCAUAUCAUUUAGAUUGGAUGAUUGUAACAAUACCAAUUGAGAUCUCUUUUGGUGGACGCAAAGUAAAUUAUGUAUUAUUGUAAAAGGGGUUCUUACGUGAAUAUGAAUACUGGAACGGAUACGUUUUUAGGAAGGUAUAAUAGUGGAAUAAUACUAAAUGGGGAUUCAGACAAUAUAUCACUCCCUUUCA